Arachis ipaensis is the source of this 1658-nucleotide messenger RNA. Its product is annotated as CBL-interacting serine/threonine-protein kinase 14. Gene Ontology annotation, biological process: protein phosphorylation; signal transduction. The record is from RefSeq and is a predicted model, not a curated record. Gene Ontology annotation, molecular function: protein serine/threonine kinase activity; ATP binding. Lineage: Eukaryota; Viridiplantae; Streptophyta; Magnoliopsida; Fabales; Fabaceae.
ACUCAUUCUUUAUCUCUCUCCCUACACCCAAAUAGUAAACAAACACUUCCCACCUAUUCUUCUAUGUCACCAGGCCACUUGGUUCCUUCUCUUUCUAUUCUAAUCUUCUCACACCAAAAACCACUUCUUCCCAGCGAGUUUGGUUAGUUACAUCAGUUAAGUUAGUUAGUUAGUUACCCCAAACUAUGAGCUACUCCAAAAACGACGCCGUCGUGGAAACCGAGCCAACGACACCGCCAACACAAAACGACAGCACCGUUUUGUUCGGCAAGUACGAGCUCGGCGAACUUCUGGGCGUAGGCGCGUCCGCUAAAGUAUACCACGCGACGCGCGUGGCCGACGGUGGAAGCGUGGCAGUUAAGGCCGUUAGCAAACGCAACAUCGCUUCCAACUGCCAUGCAGCUAACGUGGAGCGCGAGAUCUCCGUCACGCGCCGCCUCCGCCACCACCCAAACAUCAUCAACCUCCUUGAGGUCCUCGCCACCAAGACCAAAAUCUACCUUGUCAUGGAGUUCGCCGCCGGCGGAGAACUUUUCCAGAAGGUCGCCCACGGCGGCCGCUUGACGGAUGACGUCGCCAGAAAAUAUUUCCGGCAGCUCAUCUCCGCCGUAAAGCACUGCCACUCCGCCGGCGUCUACCACCGUGAUCUCAAGCUCGACAACCUCCUCCUUGACGAUGACGGCAACCUUCAAGUCUCCGAUUUCGGGUUGAGCGCCGUGAAGAACCAGAUCCGACCCGAUGGCUUGCUCCACACAGUUUGUGGGACCCCUGCUUACGUGGCACCUGAGAUCUUGGCCAAGAAGGGAUAUAAUGGCGCCACGGUGGACGUGUGGUCCUGCGGCGUCGUUUUGUUUGCAUUGACCGCGGGUUUUUUACCCUUCAAUGAUUACAAUAUUACAGUUUUGUACAGGAAGAUUUACCGCGGUCAAUUUCGGUUUCCAAAGUGGAUAUCUUGUGGAUUAAGAAACCUUAUAUCGCGGUUGUUGGAUGUAAAUCCAGAAACGCGAAUUACCGUUGACGAGAUUAUGCAAGACCCGUGGUUUAAUUCGGGUGGGUAUAAACUUAAUCGGGUUCUUGUUGAAGAACCCGAAUGGGAGAAGAGUCAAAUAAAAAUUAAAACGUUAAAUGCAUUUGACUUGAUAUCUUUUUCGACUGGGUUGGACAUGUCGGGUCUAUUUGUGAAUAACGGUGUUCUGAAUCAUGUGGAGCGAUUUGUCCUGAGAGAGAAAGUAGAGAGGAUACUAGAGAAGGUGGAUGAGGUGGCUAAGGGGACCAAUUUAACAGUGACAAGGAAUGAGAAAUGUGAAGGUGCAAGGUUGGAAGGGCAAGAUGGUAAUUUAGUUGCCCUUGUGUUGGUUUACCGGUUAACGGAUGAGUUGGUGGUGGUUGAAGUCAAGAGUAUUGGAAAGAUGAAUUGCAACCCCAACUUUAUGAGUUGCCUCAUGGAUAACGGGCAUAACUCUUUAGAAUUUUAGAGGAAUUUAUUUUAUUAAUUUCUCAGGUUACUGAAUAAUUAAUUGGUAGCUACAAGUUAUGCUUUGGAUGCCAUUUUUUAAUUAUUUGGUUGUUGAUUUUGUUGAUUUUGGGAAAAAAUUGAGGAGGAGUUAUAAUACCCACUUAGUUUGCUAAUAAUAUGUAAAUACAGUAAUUCACUUAAA